Messenger RNA from Molossus molossus (Pallas's mastiff bat), 515 nucleotides. It is a transcript of the gene TRAPPC6A, whose product is annotated as trafficking protein particle complex 6A. The record is from RefSeq and is a predicted model, not a curated record. NCBI's taxonomy places the organism in Eukaryota, Metazoa, Chordata, Mammalia, Chiroptera, Molossidae. Gene Ontology annotation, biological process: endoplasmic reticulum to Golgi vesicle-mediated transport; regulation of GTPase activity. The coding region runs from base 1 to 486 and encodes 161 amino acids. The transcript has 6 exons. Gene Ontology annotation, cellular component: trans-Golgi network; TRAPP complex; cis-Golgi network.
AUGGUGGACGUGGUUCUGUUCGAGCUUCUACACAAGGAGAUGGUGGCGGAGCUAUGGGCGCAGGCACCCGACCCCGACCUCGGCCCGGGGGGACAGAAGAUGAGCCUGUUGGUCCUGGAGAGCAUCGGCUUCCGCGUGGGCCAAGCCCUGGGUGAGAGGCUGCCCCGGGAGAUGCAAGCCUUCAGGGAGGAGCUGGACAUGCUCAAGUUCCUGUGCAAAGACCUGUGGGUGGCCAUGUUCCAGAAGCAGAUAGACAGCCUCCGAACCAACCACCAGGGCAUCUACGUGCUACAGGACAACAGUUUCCCCCUGCUCGCGCGCAUGGGCUCGGGCCUGCAGUAUCUGGAGGAAGCACCCAAGUUCCUGGCCUUCACCUGCGGCCUCCUCCGCGGCACCCUCAGCACCCUGGGCAUCAAGAGCCUGGUCACCGCCUCCGCGACAGCCCUGCCAGCCUGUAGGUUCCAGGUGGCGAUCCAGCGAGCCUGAGGAGGCCCUGCCCGCGGACCCCGGGCUGC